GGCCGAGUGACGACAGGCAUGUUUUGCUAACGGUUAGCUACAGUAGGCUAACUUUGUUUGUCUUAUAGUUGGCUUCUCAUUCUAAUCUCCCCGAAGUUGCCAGAUGCAGCUUGCCCCUUUGGAAUAUUUUACCUGAAUGUAAAUUUAUAAAUUUUUAAAAACCCAGUCAUGAACGGGAGUACGAAUCCACUGCUGGACAAAGAAGAGCAUGUUUUGAAGCUCGGAGAAAGCUUUGAGAAGAGGCCAAAAUCUUCCUUUCACACCAUCAGAUAUGACUUCAAACCGGCGUCUAUCGACACAAGCUGUGAGGGAGAAUUACAAGUUGGGAAAGGAGAUGAAGUUACCAUAACGUUACCUCACAUACCGGGUUCCACACCUCCCAUGACGGUAUUCAAAGGAAACAAGCGGCCAUACCAAAAGGACUGUGUGCUUAUCAUUAACCACGACACCGGGGAAUUCGUACUGGAGAAGCUGAGCAGCAGCAUCCAAGUCAAGAAAACCAGGGCGGAGGGCAGCAGUAAAAUCCAGGCCCGGAUCGAGCAGCAAUCUGUUCGGUCCAGCCAGCCCAGCUCUCAGUUCCGGGCCCCGACCAAGCCUGGGGCCGGGGUCAAGACCUCUCCAUCUCCUUCUAAGGAUAAUCCCUCCCCAGAGCCUCAGCUCGAUGACAUUAAGAGAGAGCUGCGAGCGGAGGUGGAGGUGAUAGAGCAGAUGAGCAGCAGCGGCAGCAGCUCCUCUGACUCAGCCAGCGCCUCUGGGAGUGGCGACGACAGCAGCAGUGACGGCGAGCACGACACCCCCCGACUGCUCAGCCAACUGUCACCCAACCGCCCCCCCAUGGCCAACGGAGGAGCCGACCGGCAGCAGGGCAACAACCAGCUCAUGAACACACUCCGAAACGACCUUCAGCUCAGCGAGUCGGGCAGCGACAGUGAUGACGACUGAACAUUCUGCGGGUCAGUCUCUCUCUCUCUCUCUCUCUCUCUCUCUCUCUCUCUCUCUCUCUCUCUCUCUCUCUCUCUCUCUCUCUCUCUCUCUCUCUCUCUCUCUCUCUCUCUCUCUCUCUCUUCUCUCUCACACUCCCCUUCCUCCUUUCUGCCUGGUUCACUUGUUUCUUUGCUGUGAUAGCUGACCCCAGCUGUAUAUCUUGGUUUGACUGUAUUUUUAAAUUUUAUUUCAGUAUAUCCUUAAAGCUGGCCAGCCUGGAACUUGAAGAGUGUAUUUUUAUUAGAUGUAUAUUUUGUUUUGUAUAGCAAAACUUUAGAAAAAGAAACUUAUACUUGAGAGGUUUGGAAGAUUAUAUAUUAAAGCGCACAUACAUAUUUUCUGUACUUAGAGCAGCUAGUUUUAUCUACUUCUAUUGUAUCAUCUGUUUUUGUUUUGUCUUUAUGUUAAGACAUGGAAGAGAUUGUCUUGAAAUAUCUCUCACCUUGUCCCAUCGUUUAUCAGAGAAGGUUGUGGGAAGCCUCUCCACAUCGACGUGGUGCACAGAUCUGUGCAUGAGUAAUUAAUCAAAGAGAAAAAAAACACAUCCAUUUUGUCAUCAGCUUGUCCAGAGUGUAGAUCAGUGUGGAGCACAAAACAAUCGGCUGUACUCUAUGCCUUCCUAAUUUUAACUUUACUUUUACAGUUGUAGUUUUAAACUGUUUGCUGGUUAUUUUAAAAAUGAAUCUCACCCUUAUUCAUUAGAAAUGAAUAAAGACUGUGGUGUUAUUCUCUAUUUUUGUUAAUGUCAACACAUUCCACUAAAAGACCAAAACUGAAAAUGUGUGUUAGCCCGUCUACUUUCUGACUUCCUUACUUGGAUACACAGUACUUGUUAGGAUCAGUUUGUUGUUGGUAUUGGUCUUUUAAUGGAAUUUGUUGAUAAUAAGAGAGGUUGUCAACCAGUAUUGUUCAUUAAACACUUAUCUAGUUACAAGAUCUAUCUCACACAUCAAAGCUGCUGAUGUUAACGCAGCGUUCAGUGAUUUAUUUACCACUAGGUGGCAGAAAGGACUCAAAAAACAAAGUCACAGACAGCAGACCAGAUAUGUGUCAGCUCAUCAUGUUGCUAACGUGUUGAGUGUAAGUCCAGUAUCUGGUCUCCACCAACUCUUGGCUACAGCUGUUGUUGAGAACCUCACAAACACAAACAUGCAGUCUGCCUGUACAAAAACAAUAAGCUAAUAACAAAGGCUAAAAAUCCCAUUUGAGCUGCAAAGUUGGCUGUUUUUGGCAUUGUUACCAAAUAAAGCCAAUGGAGUGUACACUACAUGCCCUGCAUUAAACAGGGGAGUUGAUAAGUUGGUAAUUUGCUUCUACAAAUGCAUUUUCUCAGCUAUGCGUUGGUAUCGCUGUCAUUACUUUCUUCCUUCUUAUCCCUUUUCAAUGUCACAAUACAGCUAACAGACUCACAGUAUAACCAGUUGCAGUAUCAUAGUAGGUUUUCAGAGAAUUACUGAUGAUAUUAGACCCUCCACUGUCAUUAAUUAGUUGAAGAUAAUCAGUGAAGUCUAUCAGUAGGUUAAAAGUUGGGUCUAGAAUUGAAAUUAUACAGGAUUGAGUCUGGAAAAAGGAAAAAUCCUUUCAGAGAGUUUACAAUAUAUUUUUUUUCAAAUUACCACUAUUCAUUUAAAGUUUGUUGUAUCAGUUGUGUCAGUGUUUUCAAACAGAUAAUAUCAUAUUUUUGAUCCAAAAUGUUAAUAUAAUACUUCUACCGUGGUACCAUUCCAUGCCUUACAGCAUUUCAGUUUGGAAAUAAAGGUGAAUGUGUCAUUGAAUGAAAAUGCCAAAGAGUAGAACCGCCCCUCAUCGUGUGCAGAGAGCAGGAACAUUCACAGUGUAACGGUGUCAUGUCAGUGUAAAUACUGUUUGUGUUGUGUUGUAGUGAAGUCAGUGAUGGUUCCCCUUAUCCGCAGGAGCUACUGGUGUUAGUGAACAUCAUUUGGUGUUGGUUGUACAGUAAAUCAUUAUUAAUUAAAGAAACCCUGAUGAGUUUCGUUGCAAAAUGCAAGUUUAAUUCAGUUUUUUUUUUUUUGGAAUUA
Micropterus salmoides (largemouth bass) is the source of this 3023-nucleotide messenger RNA. RefSeq names its product ELL associated factor 1 (gene eaf1). Gene Ontology annotation, cellular component: super elongation complex. The coding region runs from base 169 to 942 and encodes 257 amino acids. The record is from RefSeq and is a predicted model, not a curated record. Gene Ontology annotation, biological process: regulation of transcription elongation by RNA polymerase II; positive regulation of DNA-templated transcription. Gene Ontology annotation, molecular function: transcription elongation factor activity. The transcript is spliced from 6 exons. Lineage: Eukaryota; Metazoa; Chordata; Actinopteri; Centrarchiformes; Centrarchidae.